Messenger RNA from Piliocolobus tephrosceles (Ugandan red Colobus), 458 nucleotides. RefSeq names its product FANCD2. The transcript has 4 exons. Bases 95 to 361 code for a protein of 88 amino acids. NCBI's taxonomy places the organism in Eukaryota, Metazoa, Chordata, Mammalia, Primates, Cercopithecidae. Gene Ontology annotation, cellular component: nuclear pore. The record is from RefSeq and is a predicted model, not a curated record.
UUGAUACAUGGGACUGUAUUGCUUUCCAAUAAAACAAUGUUAACAAUGUACAAGCACCCGGAGAAGAGUCAGAAAAAUUUUGUAUCCUGCUGCUAUGCUUACAUUUCAGAAUGCCCCAGCCACAGGCCAGGUCCUGCGCUGUGAUGCCAUCGUGGACCUCAUCCAUGACAUCCGGAUCAUCUCCACCACCCGCGAGCUCUACCUGGAGGACUCCCCCAUAGAGCUGAAGAUCCAGGCCCUGGACUCUGAGGGUCCCCUGGAGGGCAGCUUCAGUCAGGGAGGUGAAGUUGCUGCUUGCGGAGGUGCUGAAGAGGCAGAACCCACCCGUGAGGUACCACAUUCCAUGAGGGACAGCAGCUGACGGCCCUUUGUGGCACCUACCCCUACCUACAUAGCCCCAGAACUCUUCCUGGGCCAGGGCUACCAAUGCCCCGCCAUGGAUGUUUGGAGCCUCGGAG